AUGAGUGAAAGGUCCUUUAAUAUGUAAGCAUUCAUUGCUAGUAAUUACACAAUUAUUUUAGUAAUGAUCGCAAGAGAAGUGUUACUAUUUUAGAUCCGGGUGUAAGUUUGGUCAAAAAAUCGGUAAAUGAAGAUGGAGUAAGUCAGUUUUAUGGUGGUGUCACUCUAAAUUAUAGGCAUUGGCAAUCAUUCUGAAGGUUUUGCUGGCGUUUGCUUUUAUGGCUGCUGGACUGCUGGCAAUUCUGUACUCAAUAAACAACGGUAGGUCUCAGUAAUCGUAGUUCGUUUUAUUUUUCUUUCAAAUGUUUUAGCCGAAGACCCUAUCGAUGACAAGCCUAGCAACGAAACUGUUGACGCAUUCGGUGCUAUCUACAACAACCAAGUUUGUCUCAACGGAGUUAUUACCACAGAGAAGAUCAUCAACAAUGAAAAAAAGGUAAAAGAAAUCCGAUCGUCAUUUAAUCUGUAGAUCUCGAAAAAAAGCGUCGAAUGGAUGCAAGAUCACGACAACAACCGCCUCUUCUUUAACAUAACUGAUGAUGAGACCGGGAACUUCACCUCUUACUAUGUCUACCCGGACAAAGUGGUGAUGAACACAGAUAAAAGUUGUGCUCUUCACGACCAUAUCACUGGCUAUUUCGAUUUCAUUAAAUCGAUGGCAUUGCAGGGAUUGAAAAAGGCGAGAAUAGAGACAGUCGACAUCCAAGGGAAGAAGAAACAAGUUCAGAUAUAUCAAGGCAAACCAAUUCUGAGCAACUUUUACGAUGGUUCUGGAGAGAUUCCGAUGUAUACUCAAGGAUACGAAGGCUUAGACAACGGUAAGACAUAAGAUAACACGUAAUAAUCAGUCUAGGCGUGCUAUAUGGAUGGCAAUUGUUCUACGAAGCGGACCCGGAUGGAGGAAAUGGGACGGAAUGGGCAGAAUAUUGGUUUCCAGAAAUGAAAAGGCAAAAGCCAGACCCCAACGUCUUUAUUAAUAUUCCUCAUGCUUGCUACGGAUAUAAACAUAUUCGACGGUAA
Messenger RNA from Bursaphelenchus xylophilus (pine wood nematode), 1019 nucleotides. Lineage: Eukaryota; Metazoa; Nematoda; Chromadorea; Rhabditida; Aphelenchoididae. The record is from the annotation of a GenBank genome assembly.